Messenger RNA from Gossypium raimondii (Peruvian cotton), 1709 nucleotides. Its product is annotated as receptor-like serine/threonine-protein kinase At1g78530. Bases 389 to 1450 code for a protein of 353 amino acids. The transcript has 6 exons. NCBI's taxonomy places the organism in Eukaryota, Viridiplantae, Streptophyta, Magnoliopsida, Malvales, Malvaceae. Gene Ontology annotation, biological process: protein phosphorylation. The record is from RefSeq and is a predicted model, not a curated record. Gene Ontology annotation, molecular function: protein kinase activity; ATP binding.
UAAACCCCUUUUUUUUUUUGUCUUCAGAGGUAGGCGUUUGUAUUUCUCUUUCACUUUGAUUUUCUAGGUCCAACUGAUACCUACAUUACAAGACUGUUUCGAGCUUUUUCAAGAGUAUUCUGGCAACUGGCAAGUUCAUACAUAUACUUCACAUUUUCCAUUGGUUUUUUUUAGUACAGAGUUUAAGAUGUCAGUUUGUUUACACUUUUUUGGUAUGGUCAAAACUGAAGAACAUUGAAUUUUAGUGUCCCAUGGCAGGUCCCAGUUUGCUGUCUUGUAGUAAUUAUUUCUUAUGCAUGAAAAGAUAGUGAGAGAGAGUUUUGGUCUAAGAAACAAUAAUAGAAUGUUAGAGUUUCUUAAUUAACAAGCUGCUAACCAGAAAUUAAAAAUGGCAAAUGAUCUGGGAAUAGCAUUUUACAUCACCAUAUGCUGCAUAUUCUUCAUCAUAUCCAAGACCAUUCUUAUGAUCCUCCUUUACAGGCGAUGGAAGAGAAAGAAUACCAUUUAUGAACACGAUUUCUCAGGUGGGAAAAUGGUGAUGUUCAGAUCUCCAUUAUUGCAAUCACUAUCAUCUGAUGUGUUCUUAGAAAACACAUUGAAAUUAAGCAACAAAGACAUCAUUGGUGCUGGAGGGUAUGGUAUAGUUUACAAAUUAAUGAUAAAUGAAACCAUGGUCUUUGCUGUAAAAAGGCUUAACAGAGGAACAACAGAUAGAGAUAAAGGAUUCGAACGAGAACUGGAAGCCAUGGCCGAUAUCAAACACCGAAACAUUGUAACUCUCCAUGGUUAUUACACCCACCCUCACUACAAUCUUCUUAUCUAUGAACUAAUGCCUAAUGGAAGCUUGGAUUCUUUUCUCCAUGGAAAAUCAAUGGACGACAAGGUUUUGGAUUGGCCAACAAGAUCUAAAAUAGCAUUAGGUGCUGCAAGAGGAAUAGCAUAUCUUCACCAUGAUUGUAUCCCUCAUAUAAUCCAUAGAGAUAUUAAGUCAAGCAACAUAUUACUGGACCAGAACAUGGAGGCUCGAGUCUCGGAUUUCGGGUUAGCCACAUUGAUGGAACCAGACAAGACUCACGUUUCAACGUUUGUGGCUGGAACCUUUGGAUAUUUAGCCCCAGAAUAUUUCGAUACCGGAAGAGCAACGGCGAAGGGUGAUGUUUAUAGCUUCGGAGUUGUUUUGCUUGAACUUUUAACCGGAAAGAAACCCAUGGAUGAAGCAUUUCUUGAAGAAGGAACAAAGCUUGUUACAUGGGUAAAGGUAGUUGUUGAAGAAAGGAAGCAAGAAUAUGUGGUUGACAGUAACUUAGGUUGCUGCUAUCCAGUGGAUGAGAUUAAAACUACAUUCGAUAUAGCAUUGAUGUGCCUUCAAACAGAUCCUUCCAAGAGACCAACAAUGGCUGAGGUUGUCAAGAUGUUGGAGCAGAUCAAUGUCAGAGAAAACUGUAACUGAUUUUUAAUGGUGUUCUUAGUUUUACCCAUCAUUUUUUUGAUUGAAAUGGUCACAAAAGAGGUGAAACUGAACAGUUUUUUUAUUAACAUCUCUGUAAAAUGCUUUGUUUCCACAUUGUAUAACCAUAUGUCCAUUUUAAGUCUCAUUUACGAGCAUGUUGGGUGGAUCUGGGCCAACUCAAAAACAUGAAACAUCACUCCUGGAGUUGAUAAAUUUUGGAUUAUGUUUAUUUUGUUAUUGAUCGUUCUAUUUGAGUUCA